AUGAGUUGGAGUAGGCAUUUGAUGAAGCAAAUUUUUAAGAGUAAUAUCUCAAGCAAUUGUUUGUUAAAGGGUAUUAGCAGAUUUAGCAAAACUGGCAUUGUAAAGGGUACUAGAAGUUCAAUUCUUGGGUUAUUUCAAUUAUAUGAUUUUGAUGGAAAAUCCCAAAUGCCCAAACAUCCUGUACCAAUGCUGGAACCUCGUCGGUUUAAGCAUAGCCUUGUUCGAAAGGAGCCGGCUUUGGACCGGGAUUUUCUUGCUCGGCUUUGGGUUUUAGACAAGGAAUUGGAGAAAGCAAAGGAAAGAAAGAAUAUGGUUUACAAAAGGAUAAAGAAUUAUAGGAAUAGAAAAUAUCGUGGUUUAAGAACUCAUGUAUUUCAGCAGCCCUUUGUUAGUCGAUCUAUUAGUAGAUAUUUGGCACCUACUUCUCCUGAAGAGGUUCAAGUUUCCUCUCUUCUUGCUAGAGCAAAUUUAUUAAUUACCCGAGAUAUAGAAUGGGCAGACGUUGCGUUUGGCUUUGAGCAGGGGAUUUGUUGUCUUCAAAAUCGGUAUGCAAUAGUGGAUGUAAGCUACCCUCAGACUCUUGUUGGUUUCAUCCACGAAGAGAGUCAUUUUCUUUUGAGACAGUUUCUUCGUAAGAGACGUCCCUUUGUUGCAUACAUAACUGAUGCAUUAGGCACUGAGCUAUUCAGGAUUUGUAGGCUCUUUUGGUGGAUUACGAGCUCAAUAUAUGCUGAGGUUAACGGAAAGGAGAUUGGUGUUGUACACCAACGAUGGCAUCCGUGGAAGAGAAUCUACGAUCUAUAUUUGGGGAACAAGCAGUUUGCUGUGGUUGAAAAUCCUGGUUUUUGGAAUUGGACAUAUACAAUAAAAGAUUUUGAUGGUAAUGUGCUCGCUGACAUAAAUCGUAAUUGGAGAGGUUUCGGUUUUGAGCUGCUCACAGAUGCUGGACAAUAUGUAAUUAGAUUUGAGAGUUCUGAUCCUGCAUUGAAAACCGGCCUUGCAGAAGAGGUUGAGGAUUUAAAAAUUGCGCGCCCACUGACCCUUUCAGAGAGAGCAGUGGUGUUAGCUCUUGCUGUGUCACUGGAUAAUGAUUUCUUCUCCCAAAAUGGUGGCAGCGGGAGCUGGAUCCUAUAUCGGCUACUUGAUAUCAUUAUAGAAGACUAG
Molecule: messenger RNA, 1164 nt
Organism: Chenopodium quinoa (quinoa)
Lineage: Eukaryota; Viridiplantae; Streptophyta; Magnoliopsida; Caryophyllales; Amaranthaceae
Product: altered inheritance rate of mitochondria protein 25-like
Exons: 11
Coding region: 1-1164 (387 amino acids)
Biological process (GO): plasma membrane phospholipid scrambling
Cellular component (GO): plasma membrane
Molecular function (GO): phospholipid scramblase activity
Source: RefSeq, a predicted model, not a curated record